This is a messenger RNA of Penicillium coprophilum, 2526 nucleotides long. RefSeq names its product threonine/serine exporter family protein. The coding region runs from base 1 to 2526 and encodes 841 amino acids. The record is from RefSeq and is a predicted model, not a curated record. Gene Ontology annotation, molecular function: transmembrane transporter activity. Gene Ontology annotation, biological process: transmembrane transport. The transcript has 2 exons. Lineage: Eukaryota; Fungi; Ascomycota; Eurotiomycetes; Eurotiales; Aspergillaceae.
AUGUCGGGCGUCACCAAUCCAAAUCCCAGCCCGAAUGAAGAAUACGAGGACUACACAGAAUACCCUCUUCCAACCACUCCCAACCCCAGUGAUCGCCAAAGUCUCGAGCGCGAGACUACUGCAGAUGCCACCCAAUAUGACCACCAACACGAGGCCAGACCUGAGCCACCGGCAAGCCGUCGUGACCGAUCUCAUCGGGUUCGCUUUCGCUCGAUGAGCUUGCGCCGCAAUGAAUCUCCCUCACAUCCCUCUUCGCGACCGUUAUUACCGCCACCACGCCUCAAUGAAAUUCCAUCCGGAACCAUCACCCCGCCAGCCCCCACACAUUCCCGUCGCGGAUCUGGCCUCGCCAACGUGCACACCCCCGACGAGGUCAGCGAAUCGGAGAAACAUGAUGUCCUAGGCCAUAUGGAUGGUCAUCUGGACCGUACUACCUCAGCACGCGACCGAUUCAGAGCUACCGGUCACCUUCUGCGACAGAAAACUAGUCGUUUAACGGAACGCCUCGACGACAUCGACAGCGGGGUACCGCUCGAGGAACUGCAGGCCCGUCGCGCUCGCUAUGACGCCGACCGAGAGCAAGCAUUGGAGCGUGGCGACAGUUUUCACGAGCCACCGCCCAGCGCCGAGGCUCAUCGCUUGGUCCGCAGCAUAACCGCGGUUCAGGACCAGCUUCGGAAGCGGAAACCACCAAGUGCAUAUCACCGGUCGGGCCAGACAACGCCCGACGACUUGAUCAAGGACUUUAGUUCUCAGCGGAGACGAUCUAGUGGAUUUGGCGGUUCCAGCGGCAUUUUGUCGCAGCUGCUAAAGCUCCAGGCAGUCCAGAGCGGGGGCUCUUCGCGCCCGGAAAGUGUCAUCACCGAUGAUUCCGACAGUGAUACACAGGUCUCUUCUGGUGUCUCCACCCCGAAAAAGGGUGCCUUCACGCCCCCUUUCCCUGCCUCCCAGCCGGUCUCUGGUUCUGCCACCCCGCGCAAGGAAAAGCUCAAAUGGUACAAGAAAUCGUCCCAUCGGUCCACUGCAUCGCUGGUCAAUGCCUCCAUGAACCUCAGUACGGCUAGUCUGCCUGCUGCGGCGGAGGCUGCUCCGGGUGUGCAUGAGAAACACAAGAAACACAAGAAGAAGAAGAAGCACAAGACGCGUCUGGAAGAUGAGAUUCGUGUCACGGUCCAUAUCGCAGAGAUCAUCGCACGUCAGCGGUACAUUAUGCACCUGUGUCGUGCACUGAUGCGAUACGGUGCGCCGACUCAUCGUCUGGAGGAGUAUAUGCAAAUGACCGCUCGGGUGUUAGAAGUGUCGGGUCAAUUCUUAUAUCUGCCCGGUUGUAUGAUCAUGUCCUUUGAUGAUCCGACCACGCGCACGGGUGAGGUCAAGCUCGUGCGAAUGGUUCAAGGAGUCGACCUUGGUCGUCUUGCUGAUACCCACAACGUUUAUAAGAAUGUUGUUCACGACCUUAUCGGCGUCGAAGAGGCGACUCAAGAACUGGACGAAAUCAUGCAGCGCAAGCCACGAGUCAACAAAUGGCUCUUGGUCCUGGUGUACGGUCUUGCUAGUGCGACUGUCGGUCCGUUUGCUUUCAUGGCGCGACCCAUCGAUAUGCCCAUCAUCUUUUGUCUUGGUUGCAUUGUCGGGCUGAUGCAGCACGUCCUCGCGCCGCGGUCCACACUCUACUCCAACGUCUUUGAGGUCACUGCUGCUAUCGUGACUUCUUUCCUUGCCCGCGCAUUCGGCAGUAUUAUGGUUCACCGUAACGGUAAAUCAGAACCACUUUUUUGCUUCUCCGCUAUGGCACAGUCAUCCAUCGCUCUGAUUCUCCCUGGAUUCAUGGUCCUUUGUAGCAGUCUGGAACUUCAAUCUCACCAGAUGAUCGCUGGCUCGAUCCGCAUGGUGUAUGCCAUUAUCUACUCCCUCUUCCUGGGCUACGGUAUCACAGUGGGGACUACGAUUUAUGGACUGAUGGAUGGCAAUGCGACAUCUGCAUCCACGUGUUCGGGUUUGGACGUUUACGGGUCUAUUUACGUACGCACAUUCCCUUUCGUGGCCAUUUACGCUAUCUUCCUAGCCAUCGUGAACCAGGGCAAAUGGAAGCAAAUGCCCGUCAUGGUGUUCAUCGCGUUGUCCGGAUAUGUCGCGAACUACUUCAGCACCACCAAGCUCGGCAGUAAGUCGGAGGUGGCCAAUACCGUUGGCGCAUUCACGAUUGGUGUCCUGGGCAAUUUGUACAGCCGACUGUGGCAUGGCCAUGCUGCCACCGCCAUUUUGCCUGGUAUAUUUGUGCUGGUGCCCUCUGGUCUUGCUUCUAGUGGUUCUUUGAUCGCAGGCAUCAGAUACGCCGACGAGGUUCGUCAAAACAUCGAUAAUAAUGGGACCAACUCGGGUGCCAGCUCUUUCUCGGAUACUUCAGUUGCCAGCCUUGGUUUCGGCAUGAUUCAGGUCGCGAUUGGUAUCACAGUCGGACUGUUUAUCGCGGCUUUGGUCGUCUACCCAUACGGCAAAAAGCGCACUGGUCUGUUCAGCUUCUAG